AUGUAUCCUACGACAAUUAAAUUACAUGAUAAUUCACCAAAUCAAUCAGAUCAAAAUAAUUCUCGUUUCAUGGAUGAUUUUAUCAAUGAUUUAGAAACUGGUAUACCUUAUAAUAAUCCACCACGUCAUUGUAAUAAAAAAAUGAAAAAACGUAAACAACUUGAUGCUUUAUUGAAAUUUCGUUCAUCAACAUCAAAAUCCAAUCGUCUCAGCAAUCGAUUAUCAAAUGAAAUUCUUCUUAGUUCAGAAGAAGAAUUAUUUUUAUCUAACAAAAAAAGUACUUCUACUAAAGUACAUCUAACACGUUAUCGACGAUGGUGUAGCUAUACUCGACACAUACUUUCUUUUUGUCUUGUGUGUAUUUUUAUGAUUGUUUGUGUUGGAUUAGCUUAUGCAAAUAUUGAAUUGAAAACUGAAGUUCAAAAUUUAUCAUCCCGUGUUACUGAAAUUGAAAAACGAUUCUCAAAUUUUGAAGUCAAUCGUAUAUUAUCAACAAUUGAACAAAUAAAAACUCGUCUUAAUCUUAUUGAACGUUGGAAUGUAUCAUAUAUGUAUGAUCGAUUACAAAAAUUACAAAGAGAUUUUAUUCAAAUAAAACAAAAAUCACCAGCAGAUGAAACAUUAAUGAGUGGUGAUGAUGAUGUUGACAUUGCAUCAAAAUUAACAAAUAUUGAACAGAAAUCAACACAAAUUUCUGAAGUUGCUAAUGAAUUAGAUAAAUUAAGUCGUGAUGCUGAUGGUGAAGCAAGAAAUAUUAUCAAUGAAAAAAUGAAACCAUAUGAUAGAAAUUUAAUUGAACAGUUACUUGAACAAGAACGAACAACAAACACUCAAAAAGAUACAAAUCAACUAUCAAGAACUCUUCUUUCAUUGAAUGAAAGUUUAUCUAUAAAUGUUGCUAAAUGGCAUGAUGAAUUAAAAUCUCUUCGAAAUGAACUUGAAAAUCUUAAUCAAAGUAUAAAAAUACAAGAACUAGUUGUACAUUUUCAAGAAUUAACUGAUCUCGUGCAUAAUUCAUCAGAUAAAGUAUCAGCAAUUGUUACUACAUUACAAUCAGAUCUUAAUAAACUACGCAAUCAAAUAGAUUCAUGUAAAUGCACAAAAGAAACCCUACAUUUAAAACCAUCAGUUGUUGAUAGCAAUCAAUUACAACAGAGUAUUAUUACAAAACCUAAGGUUGUUGAUACUCUAUCGUCUUCAUCUCCAACAACAAGCACAACUACAAUGUCUCAAGAGUAAAAAAUGAAUCGUAAUCAAUGCAAUAUAUAUAUAAACAAUAUUCCUGAUAUAACUAAUGAAGAUGAUUUAAUUUCAUAUUUUUCAAAAUUUGGUAUUAUUGAAAGUUAUACAUUUUUUCCAAAAACAUAUUUACGUAAUAGUGCAGCUGCAAUCAUAACAUACGGUUCAUCUGUUGAUAUAAAUUCUAUUAUAAAAAAUAAUCAACGAAUAAAAUUUAAUAAUCAACCAUUAUUUCUUCGUCAUACAUUACCAUGUACACGUCCUGCAUUUGAACGUUUUAUGUCAUCAAAUGAAUUAGUUGUAUUAUUAGAUAAUUCAAAUGAUGAUAAACAAUUUAAUGAAAUAAAUAUUAAAAAAUAUUUUAGUAAAUAUGGUAGAAUUACAUCAUGUCGAAUUAUAAUUCCUUCUCGAGCAUUUUUAAUUGGUUUCAUUGAAGCAAAUAGUGUUGAUUGUGCUAUACUUGAUGAACCACAUUUUUACAAUGAAAAUAAAUUAAUACUUCGAAAAUAUAUUUCACCAAGUCGUAUCGAUUUAUUUCGUACGAAUAAAAAUUUACUUGAUAAAGAUAAUAAAACUAUAAAGUAUUCUGUUUCGGAACAAAUUCGUCGAUUAAAACAUAUUAUUGAAGCAUUUCAAUUUGGACAAAAAAUACAAUUAAAUUUAAUUAAAUAUUCUUAUGAAAAUAAAAAAAACAAAUUUAAUAAAGAACAUCAUGAUGAUAGUAUGAAAUUAUUUAUUCAAUUAAAAAAUAUUUGUGAUAAUAUGAAUAAAGAUAUUGAACAAAUGAAAGAAAAAAAUUCUUUUUUUAAAUUAAUGAUAGAACAAACUCAAGGAAUAAAAAAAAAUAUUAUUGAUUUAUAUAAAAAGAAAAUUGAAAAUGAACAAUAUCGAGCUAAUCAAUUGAAAGAAGAUACCUUAUUCGCUCCAAAAAGUGUUCCUGUUAUUCGUCGUCAAUCACCACAACUUAUCGCACAAAUUCUUUACAAAGAUAAUAGUACACCAGGAAAUUACUAUCAACAACCUAGACAUGUAAACAUGUACAACAAGUAUACUUAUGAAGAUAAUGAUGAUGAAGAUAAUUAUUCACGAUAUUCACUUCGACCUAAUUUAUCACUCUUUAAUAUUAGUUCCGAUAAUCUUCAUUAUCAACGAGACGAUUAUCAUGAACAAAUGUAUCAACAACAAAAUUGGCUUGACCAUAUUUUUCAUUCAACCAAAAUUGAACAUUCUUAA
Rotaria sp. Silwood1 is the source of this 2472-nucleotide messenger RNA. The record is from the annotation of a GenBank genome assembly. NCBI's taxonomy places the organism in Eukaryota, Metazoa, Rotifera, Eurotatoria, Philodinida, Philodinidae.